This is a messenger RNA of Caretta caretta (loggerhead turtle), 5952 nucleotides long. RefSeq names its product formin like 2 (gene FMNL2). Gene Ontology annotation, biological process: cortical actin cytoskeleton organization; regulation of cell shape; cell migration. Gene Ontology annotation, cellular component: cytosol. NCBI's taxonomy places the organism in Eukaryota, Metazoa, Chordata, Testudines, Cheloniidae. Gene Ontology annotation, molecular function: small GTPase binding; actin filament binding. The record is from RefSeq and is a predicted model, not a curated record.
GCUGCUGCUGGCUGGGGUCUGCGUUUGUCUGGAAUCGGAAUCUGCUGCGGCUCGCCUGAGUUUUGUGUUGUGUGUGUGUGGGGGGGGGCGGGGGCCCAGCGUGUAUGUGUCAGAGGCAGCGGCAGCAGCAGCCACAACAGGGGUAGCCGGGGCGCAAGAGGGACCGCUAAGCCGGAAUCAUGUAUCUCACCAUCAGGAUUGCGAGCGGGGAGUGGUGUGGAAAUUGUGCAACAUGCAGAUAAGAUCCCGGCUUCCUAACGACCUCUCCCGAAGAAAGAGAGCGAGCUUGCCCCGGGCAGGAGGGAGAGGAGGAAGCCAGCAUGAAGGUUGAAGUCGAUCAUUUCCACGGCCAGUGCUAGAGGGAGACCUAGAUCUGUGCAACUCGCUUCCCCGUGGCUGUUUGGUUUGGGGCCGGGGGGGACACCGGAUCGGGCUCAGCCGGGGAGGAGGGGAAGGGGUGUGUGGGGAGGGGGGUGGUGGAGAAGGAAUAACGGAGAGAGAGGCUGUGCGGUGCAUUGCACACGGACUGAGCGAGGGGAAGAGCAGGAAAAAUCGCCCCUCUCCGCGGAAGGGCCAUCGCCAUGGGCAAUGCCGGGAGCAUGGAUUCUCAGCAGACGGACUUCAGGGCUCACAACAUGCCUCUCAAGCUGCCAAUGCCCGAGCCAGGUGAACUGGAGGAGAGAUUUGCCGUCGUCCUGAAUGCAAUGAACUUGCCACCUGACAAAGCCAGGUUACUUCGGCAGUAUGACAAUGAGAAGAAAUGGGAGUUGAUCUGUGAUCAGGAAAGAUUUCAAGUGAAGAAUCCUCCACAUACAUAUAUCCAGAAAUUAAAGGGCUAUCUCGAUCCAGCAGUAACCAGGAAGAAAUUCAGAAGACGAGUCCAAGAAUCUACACAAGUACUACGAGAACUGGAAAUUUCUUUAAGAACAAAUCAUAUUGGAUGGGUCAGGGAGUUUUUGAAUGAAGAAAACAAAGGCCUGGAUGUUCUGGUGGAAUAUUUGUCAUUUGCACAGUACGCAGUCACUUUUGACUUUGAAAGCUUGGAGAACAAUGUGGAAAAUUCAAUGGAUAAAUCCAAACCUUGGAGCCGUUCCAUUGAAGACCUGCACAGAGGAAGUAACUUACCCUCGCCAGUUGGCAAUAGCAUUUCCCGCUCUGGCAGGCAUUCUACUCUACGGUAUAAUACCUUGCCGAGUAGAAGAACACUAAAAAAUUCAAGAUUAGUGAGUAAAAAAGACGAUGUUCAUGUCUGCAUCAUGUGUUUACGUGCCAUAAUGAAUUACCAGUAUGGAUUCAAUAUGGUCAUGUCCCAUCCACAUGCUGUUAAUGAAAUUGCACUAAGCCUGAACAACAAGAAUCCCAGAACAAAAGCCCUUGUCUUAGAACUGUUAGCAGCCGUUUGUCUUGUCAGAGGAGGGCAUGAAAUUAUUUUAUCUGCGUUCGAUAACUUUAAGGAGGUUUGUGGAGAGAAACAGCGCUUUGAAAAGCUGAUGGAACACUUCCGAAAUGAAGACAACAAUAUAGACUUCAUGGUGGCAUGUAUGCAGUUCAUCAACAUUGUAGUCCAUUCAGUAGAGGACAUGAAUUUCAGAGUUCAUCUCCAGUAUGAAUUUACGAAAUUAGGUCUGGACGAAUAUUUAGAUAAGCUGAAACACACAGAGAGUGACAAACUGCAGGUGCAGAUUCAAGCUUACUUGGACAAUGUUUUUGAUGUGGGAGCUUUGCUUGAAGAUGCCGAAACCAAGAACGCAGCCUUGGAAAGAGUUGAAGAACUGGAAGAAAAUAUUUCUCAUUUAUCGGAAAAACUGCAAGACACAGAGAAUGAAGCUAUGGCAAAGAUUGUGGAACUGGAAAAGCAGCUUAUGCAGAGAAACAAAGAACUGGAUGUUGUUCGAGAGAUUUACAAAGAUGCCAAUACCCAGGUUCACACAUUGAGAAAAAUGGUCAAAGAAAAAGAAGAAGCCAUCCAGCGGCAGUCAACCCUGGAGAAAAAGAUCCAUGAACUGGAAAAGCAAGGGACCAUUAAAAUUCAGAAGAAAGGUGAUGGUGACAUCUCUAUUCUUCCUGUUGCUGUGGCCUCUGGGACACUGCCAUCAGGGUCAGAAGCUACAGUUGGCGCAUUUGUGGGACCAGUGACUGGGGCUACGUCUUCAGUACCGUUGCCGCCACCUCCACCCCCAUUACCACCAACAUCUGAGACAGUGCAAAACGGUCCUGUGACAGCACCUAUGCCACCUCCGCCUCCGCCUCCACCUCUUCCUGGUCCAGCUGCAGAGACAGCCCCAGCUCCUCCACUGCCCCCCCCACCGCCACCGUCAGCACCCCCUCUGCCAGGAACAGCCUCUCCCACGGUGGUUUUCAACUCAGGGUUAGCAGAUGGGCCAAUCAAGCUUUUCUCUGUGAAAAUCAAGAAGCCAAUCAAGACAAAGUUCCGCAUGCCUGUCUUUAACUGGGUAGCUCUCAAACCCAAUCAAAUUAAUGGGACAGUCUUCAAUGAAAUUGAUGAUGAAAGGAUCCUGGAGGAUUUAAAUGUGGAUGAAUUUGAAGAAAUAUUCAAGACAAAAGCUCAAGGUCCAGCCAUUGAUCUUACUUCAAGCAAACAAAAGAUAACUCAAAAAGGGUCAAACAAAGUCACAUUAUUGGAAGCAAACAGGGCCAAAAAUCUUGCCAUCACUUUAAGAAAAGCUGGAAAGACUGCAGAUGAGAUAUGCAAAGCUAUUCAGGUAUUUGACCUGAAGACGUUGCCAGUAGAUUUUGUCGAAUGUUUGAUGCGAUUCUUGCCCACUGAGAACGAAGUGAAAGUGUUACGGCUCUAUGAGAGGGAGAGGAAACCUCUUGAGAACCUGACUGAUGAAGAUCGGUUCAUGAUGCAAUUCAGUAAGAUUGAGAGGCUGAUGCAGAAGAUGACCAUCAUGGCCUUCAUAGGCAACUUUGCAGAAAGCAUCCAAAUGCUGACACCGCAACUCCAUGCAGUAAUAGCAGCAUCUGUCUCAAUAAAGUCAUCCCAAAAGCUCAAGAAAAUACUGGAGAUAAUCUUGGCGCUUGGUAACUAUAUGAACAGCAGUAAAAGAGGAGCAGUUUAUGGAUUUAAACUACAAAGUUUAGAUCUGCUGUUAGACACAAAGUCAACGGACAGAAAACAAACGCUGUUGCACUAUAUAUCCAAUGUUGUGAAAGAGAAGUAUCACCAAGUAUCCCUCUUUUACAAUGAGCUUCAUUACGUGGAGAAAGCUGCUGCAGUGUCCCUUGAAAAUGUCCUGUUGGAUGUCAAGGAGCUCCAGCGAGGCCUGGACCUGACAAAGCGAGAAUACACCAUGCACGACCACAAUACAAUGUUGAAGGAAUUCAUUCAUAACAAUGAAGGAAAACUAAAGAAACUGCAGGAUGAUGCAAAAAUAGCCCAGGAUGCCUUUGAUGAUGCUGUGAAAUAUUUUGGGGAGAAUCCCAAGACAACUCCCCCAUCCGUCUUCUUCCCAGUCUUUGUCCGAUUUGUGAAAGCCUACAAGCAAGCAGAAGAGGAGAAUGAGUUGAGAAAGAAGCAAGAACAGGCACUAAUGGAAAAACUUCUGGAGCAAGAAGCACUGAUGGAGCAACAGGACCAAAAGUCUCCUUCUCAUAAAACAAAAAGACAGCAGCAAGAGCUAAUUGCAGAGCUACGCCGACGACAAGUCAAGGAUAACAGACAUGUGUACGAGGGGAAAGAUGGUGCAAUUGAAGACAUUAUAACAGCCCUAAAGAAGAAUAAUAUCACUAAAUUUCCAAAUGUUCACUCGAGGAUCUUAGAAACCAGCCCUACAGACGAGCCGAUGCGGUAAGGAGAAGCGUUAGGCGACGCUUUGAUGAUCAGAACUUGCGCUCUGUAAAUGGUGCUGAAAUAACCAUGUGAGCUGGAGAUUUGCAUGUGAAAAGUAGAGCGUGUGCUUGAGUGAUACCUUGUCCAUGUGAACUAUAUGUGCUACCAUUUAAUUAUAGCCUUGAAUACAGUAAAAUUACCUUCUGAAGGGCUCAAAGACAUAGAAAAUGCAUAGGAACGUAAAAGUGAUGGGCUCUCUACUCAACCAUAGCUAACAAGUGCCUAAAAGUGAAGUACCUGCUCAAAUUAAUCAAAGCAAUAGGACUUGAUUUGAUUGGGUAUCUUUUUACACCAAUACAUUAUUCAGUAUUUUUAACCAAAAUGUAAAAUACAUGAUUUUUUUUUUAUUACAUGAAAUUUAGUGAUUGGUCUUCAGUGGCCCUUCUUGAUUUCCUGACAGGUUGUAAAUAAGUAAUACUUGGAUGCAAUCUGCUGUGGACUUAAGCUUUUCAAUGCAUUCCUGUCCUGUCCACUAAGGAACUAACCUUGACCUUCAACUGCACUUAACAUUUUUUAAUAUAUAUAUUUAAGGGCUUACCAUGUGCAAGGGGGAAUUAAUUACAAAAUGAACUGUACCUUUCAACCAUACACAAACCCCUGACUAAUACAAAUGUGUUAAAGACAUAAUUCAGUGAACACAAGGUUUAUAUCAAAUGAACACAAACUAUUCUUCAUGUUCAGCUUCUGCUUUUUGUAUGCCAGUGUGCGAUAAGCAGUGAUGGAUAGUUGGGAGGGUAUGACUGCAUUGUGAAGAUAUAUGAAACAAGAAUGUUGAAUAAGACUCAUUUACUAUGUUCUUCAGAUAGAGGCAGCUUUUGAAUAACAAUGUGUAUUUAUUAAUUAGCACUAAUAUUAACAUCUCAUUAAUCAGUAUUAGGAUUUCUGAGGACCAUUACUGUUCAGUUAUUAACUCAGUGAAAUAAUCUUGUGCCCUGCUGAGAGAGGACUUUAAUACCCAUGUAUAAGCUUUAAACUUGCAUCUGCAUUGAGCAAGAAUGGUAACCCAGUAAGUAUGUUUUUCCUUUGACAAUCGAGUUCUGAUCACUUAAUACAAAGGGACAUUUGUUGUUCAAAUGCAUCCCAACUUCUAAAUUCUUAGUUUUUCUAUAUUGCAUUUUACACUUUAAAAUUGAGCUUAUUGUAUUAGGCUUGGCAAUAUUUAAAUAUAUACACAGUGCUACUGGUGCAGAUCAAUUUAUUGUUAUAAGGGAAUUUUAUUUUAUCCUACCAUGGCAGGGCACUUGAUCUAUUCCCAAGUCAAGAACUGGACUGAUGCUAAAUUUAUACUUUCAAAGAAGAUACAUUUUGCUUGUGGCUUACCGUUCCUGGUAGCAUUGCAUCAGUAUGUUAAUUGUAAAAUUUAUUGUAUAGUAUUUAACCACUGAAUUUCUUUUCUUUUAUGUUGUGCUUUAUGUGAACCACUGGUGAAGGUCCCAUUUUCCUUGAAUAAUGUGUAGUUAUAUGAAUCUGUUUUUAAAUGUACAGAUAUUUUGCUACAAAAUUGGUGCAGUUUUUUAUGGUUUUUACACUUCUCUUUAAUUCCCACUUUAGCCUCUGGGUAAUAUUGUAAAUAUUGUUUAAAAAAUGCAGCCGCCUGUGCUAUACAAUCUGAAUGUUAUUUUAACUUAUAGUUUUGUUUUUUAUAUUUAACUAAAUGGACAGUUUGGGGCUCAGUUACCACAUUGACUGCCACUUACCUAUUUACAGAAAAGUUUACAUUAAAACUGCCACCUAUUCUCUCAUUUACAGCAGCGUGUACUCAACAUGCGAAAGAGAACAUGCCAAGAUUGCCUCUUUCUUCACUGUAGUGACAAAAGAGUUUUAUUCUGUAUAAGAAAAAAUAAUUUGGCAACGUAAUUUAAGUACAUUUAUUAGUCAAAUGGGUCAAACUCAUAAGCUCAGAAGCUUUUUAUAACUUAACUCUAGACAGCAAAUAAUGUUACCAUACAAGUGGACUGUAAUAUUGGCAUGUUCUCUUUGAUGUUUUUCUAGUAAUAGACCUGCUUCUUAGCAAUAUUAGAAGUGUUUUAUAAAAGCAGUUCAUGUUACUUUUCUGGUCUGUUCAUGGCAUAUGAUCAAAUAAACUAUUUACACUACUA